This is a messenger RNA of Nannizzia gypsea CBS 118893, 1182 nucleotides long. RefSeq names its product integral membrane protein. The record is from RefSeq and is a predicted model, not a curated record. The transcript has 4 exons. NCBI's taxonomy places the organism in Eukaryota, Fungi, Ascomycota, Eurotiomycetes, Onygenales, Arthrodermataceae. The coding region runs from base 1 to 1182 and encodes 393 amino acids.
AUGCAGUGGGUAUACCAUGCCUCUCCGGAGGUCAAUGCGAUUUCGCAGUAUCCGACUAUCCUCGCGGUAUGCAUCUCGCUCUCUUUUGUCAUGACCGUGGUCGUCUGUCUCCGGGUCUGGGUUCGUGCUGUGUGGAAGAAGAGCUUUGGAGUUGAUGAUCUGGUCAUUGUGUCCUCGGCGGCGUGUGGGAUCGUCUACAGUGCGUUGUGCAUAACUCAGUCCCGCCUGGGUCUCGGUCUCCCGCUCAAACUACGGCCAAAGGAGAGUCUGGACACAUAUGCCACGGUCAACUUCGCUGGUCGCCCGAUCUACAUGGCCGGUGUCACCGGCUUCAAAGUGGCCCUGUGUAUCGCAUAUCUACGCAUUAUCCGCCAUAGUUCGGAAAAGUCCUAUCGCCAUGUCGUCUGGGGCAUCAUGAUAUUCACCAUCCUAUCACAUCUUGCCGGGACUCUCGUCCUACUCUUCCAGUGCUCACCUGUGCACAAGUCAUGGCGGCCAAGGACACCGGGAAAAUGCCUGCCAAACGAUGCCGUCUUUUACCCGCUUGCUGGAGUAUCAAUCUUUUGUGACCUGAUCGUUUUCCUCACGCCCAUCCCACUAUGGAUGAAAGUACGCAUCAGCACGCCGCGAAAGCUGGGUCUGAUGGCCGUCUUCCUGCUCGGUCUGUUCACCACCGCCUGUUCGAUUAUGCGAGUGGUUCAGAUUGAGAUCAUUGCAAAGGAUGGAAACUCGACUAUGCUCAUCCUCUGGGGCACCAUCGAGCUGAACGUCGGAAUCGCCAUCACCUGUCUGCCCACUCUGAUUCCGCUACUUACCUUUAUUCGCGGCCGAACAUCCAAGGGCGGUCCCAUGCAGUAUCCCCACAGCUCCGAGGGCCGCAGCGCCGGCACUGCAGUCAAGCUCAAGUCUGUCGGCUUGCACUCAUCCACCAUGCGAUCUCAAACAAUCCCAACCGGUAACAACACGCUAAUCAAGUCGGGCAGUUUCAGCUCCCUAGAGGCGAUCCUCCCUGUCGAUAGCCAAGGGAGACCUAUCCAGCGAGAUGACGUGGAAUCAAGCGGCGGCAAUGGAUCGCAGACCCGUGUAAACAUGUCAAAUGCCGGCCAGAUAACGAAGACCGUCCAGGUGGAGAUCACUCGCUCGGAUAACCAGCCGGGUCCUGAGCGAAGUUGGCUUCAUUGA